CAGAAAGCCGCCGUCCCUUCAACCGUCAAUCGGCCGCCAAAAUGCUCUUUUCAACACGUUCGAGUUUACGCCUCCUAACGGCACGGUCGACGCGCUUCGUUUCCUGGGCCAAUUACUCCUCGACUACCCCCCGUCUCACCGAAAGAUCCGAAAAUGCCAUCCCGACAAACGAUCCCAACCCGCAAAAGAGGGUAACGAGCAUAUCGGAGACCAACACAGUGCCAUUGGAUUCUAUGGGCGGACAAGAUGCUCCGUUGCAGGAGUCGGUGGAGCAAGCAAGCGCGGAACUCCAGAUGCAGGCUCCAAAUAGAGCGACCACCUGGGCCAGGAGCCAGCAGCCGAGGGAGUUGGCCAUGUCCGGCCCAAGAUUCGAGCAGACUAUCAUGGACUAUCAGCCACGCCCGUAUGCUGCUAUCGAACUGAUCCACAAACAACCUGUGAGAUGGACCAAAGAGAGGGUCGUUUCUUGUGAUGGUGGUGGCGGGCCACUGGGCCACCCGAAGAUCUUCAUCAACACUGAUAAGCCUGAGAUCGCAGUCUGUGGAUACUGCGGGCUUCCUUUCGCCCAUGAACAUAACCGCAAGUUCCUAGAAUCUCUUCCACACACCCCAUAUCCAUUAAAGCCACUCGGAGACCCAGCAGAAGUUCCUGAAUCCCAGCGGGUUACAGAGGGAGGGUUCGAGCAGCGAUAGUUAAAUUGUAUAGACAAAUACCAGCCUAUUUCUGUGUCUAUCCGCGCCUGACUCAAUUAUCCCCUACUCCUAUUGACUAAACAUGAUAGAAAUGACUUUUGACCGGGUCGAGGGCUGAUAUUGUUCUUCCACCGAUAUCUUCUUUUUGAAAAGAUUAUAUUGUACAAAUAUUGGUUUAUGUUGAAG
Molecule: messenger RNA, 878 nt
Organism: Coccidioides posadasii C735 delta SOWgp
Lineage: Eukaryota; Fungi; Ascomycota; Eurotiomycetes; Onygenales; Onygenaceae
Biological process (GO): mitochondrial electron transport, NADH to ubiquinone
Source: RefSeq, a predicted model, not a curated record